Molecule: messenger RNA, 6577 nt
Organism: Scomber scombrus (Atlantic mackerel)
Lineage: Eukaryota; Metazoa; Chordata; Actinopteri; Scombriformes; Scombridae
Gene: uacab
Product: uveal autoantigen with coiled-coil domains and ankyrin repeats b
Exons: 19
Coding region: 96-4259 (1387 amino acids)
Molecular function (GO): actin binding
Source: RefSeq, a predicted model, not a curated record
UAUUUUUUUUUUGGUGGGGGGGAAGUUUGCCUAUUUUUUUUGGUGAACUUACUCACCAAAGGAGGCCUUUAACUCCAAGAAACCAACGUUACAAAAUGAAGAGCCUCAAGUAUCGAUUGAAAAAGCACGAAGUUACCAUCACAAACACAGACUGGAACAAGUAUGAUGAUCGGCUGAUGAAGGCAGUGGAACGCGGCGAGGUGGACAAGGUGGCUGCUGUUCUUGGCAAGAAGGGCAUCAUCCCAACCAAGCUCGAUGUGGAGGGACGCUCUGCGUUUCAUUUGGCUGCAACGCGAGGACACCUGGAAUGUCUCAAUCUCAUCCUGGGACACAAUGUUGACAUCACUGCAACUGAUGCCACUGGUAAAAACGCUCUUCAUCUGGCUUCAAGAAAUGGACAUUCUCUUUGUGUGCAGAAACUCUUGCAGCACAACUGUCCAUUUGGAAAUGUGGACCUACAAGGAAGAACAGCUCUACAUGAUGCUGUCAUGGCUGGCUGCUCCUCCAGUGUGAAACUUCUCUGUGACAGCGGAGCGUCUGUGAAUACUAGUGAUUUUGAUGGCAGGACACCUCUGGUGCUGGCAACCCAAAUGUGUCACCCACGCAUCUGUCAGCUGCUGCUGGAGCGAGGGGCUGAUAUCACCCUCCGAGACAAACAGAACAAGACAGCGCUCAUUCUGGGCUGCGAGUACGGCUGUAAGGAUGCAGUGGAGGUGUUGUUAAAGAGCGGCGUUGACGUGAAGGCAGUUGACGGCUUGGGUCACGACGCAUUUCACUACGCCCGUCUCAGCAAGAACCAGGAACUUGUUGCCAUCGUCAAAAGCUACCUCGACAAGGCCAGCAGAGAUAAAGAGGCUGCGAAGAUUGAACAGUGGAAGCGACAGCAUUCAGUGGAGAGGUCAGAGGCAGAGGUUACCAGAAGGGAUCAGAUCAUACAUGACCUGGAGAGGCAGAAUGACACCCUGCAGGAAAGUCUGAGGAACUACCACCAGGAUCAGAGGGCCCUGAUAGAACAGGUCAACAUGCUACAGGAACAGCUCACACAGGAAAAGAUGACUGUUGAAGACACUAAAAAAGAGAAGGAGCAGCUGAAGGUGUUACUCAGUGCCAAAGAAAGAGAGGACGGGGCACGAGGCCUGGAGACUGUCAAGGUCCAGCUCAGAAGCACUUUGGGGGACUACUCUGGGCAGUCGGUCAUCAAAGGUAAAGAAAACAUUUUGGUCCAUCAAGCUCACAGCCUGGAUUCUGAUCAGAUGCUCCAGAAUCCUGCUAUGACGCGUUCACUGUCAAGACCUUUAGAGAAGAAUCAGGCCGCUGCAGGUUGGGACGUCACUGGUGAGCUUGAUGCACUCCGACGUGAACUUGAGGCUGUCAAGAGAAGGCAACAAGCUGCGGAGGAAGAGACAGCUCGGCUUCAGUCCGCCCUGAACCGUAAAAACCGUGAGUGUCAAGAACUGGUUCAGAGCAAAGACACCAUCCAGAAACAGGCUGAUCAGCAGGUUCAAGAACUAGAGGACGCCUUGGGGGACGUCCAGAAGAGGAUGCUUGAUUCUGAAUGCAAGGUGAAGCAGCUGCAAGCCCAUGUGGUCGCAGUUAAGGAGCACUUAGGAGGGCAGGCAACAGAAGAGCUGCGUGCCCAGCUCCAGGAUGUAAAGGCCAAGUAUGAAGGUGCCUCAGCCGAGGUGGGUCGGGUUCGUAAUCGUCUCAAACAGAGUGAGAAGGCCUUGGAAGAGUACAAGAGCAGCGAGAACCAGCUGGCAGCUGAGGCUGAAAGGUUGAGCGAAGAGCUGGGAGCUCUCAAUGCAGAGAGAGAUGAACUGGCAGAAACCCUACUGGAAAUGGAAGCCCAGUUGAAGGAGGUUCAGACUAAACAUGGCAACACCGUACCAGCUGAAAAGUUUGACAACAUGAAAAACCUGCUGACCAAUGCAGUUGAUGAGAAGGAACGGCAGAUUGCUGAGCUGAGAGAAGACUAUGAUCGCGUGCUAGAGGAGGUGGCGGAGCUCCAUCGAAGGCUAGAUAGUCCAUCAUCCCAGGGAGGAGCAGGGGCAAUGUCUUCUGAGGAGCAGCAAAGGAUACAGGCAGCUCUCGAAGAGCAGAAUGCUUCACUGAAAAGGAAACUGGUCGAUGUGACUUCAAAAAGCCAGGCACUAAUUCAAGAGGUUGAAGAGAGCGAGGAAGAAAGAGAUAUACUACGAGAGCAGCUGGAUGAGCUCAACAGCAGGGUUGAGGCUGACUUCGUACCCAUAAAGAUCCACGAUGAAGCUCGGAUGAACAUGGUGAAUGCCUUGGAGGAACUGGAGGACAAGCUGGUGGAAGCCAGUGAACGUUACGGAAAGGCAGAGGCGCAAGUCCAACAGCUUCAAACCGAGAGGGCCACUCUGCAGGAGAAUAUCAGCGGCCUCCAAGGUGUGAGUGAGAGACACCAGAGUAAAAUGGACGCUCUGAGUUCUCAGAAUGCCGACUUGAUUGAGAAACUUGAACUUAUGCAGAAGAGAUGUGAAGAUAGAGAUAACGAGUGUGUACAACUGACUGCACAGAGCCAGACUCUGAAACAGAGCCUGGAGGGAGAGUAUGUACCCGUACAGCAGCAUGAACAAAUGAAGAUGGAGUUAAGUUCCAUUAUAGAGAGUGUUAAAGCUGAGAAGUUGAAGUUGGAGACCAAGGAAAAAGAAAGUGGAGAAGAAUUGAUGAAUGUGAAAGAAGGAAACGACAAGUUGAAAGAAAAGCUGGAAGAGGUUCUGUUGGAGAUGAAAAGAGACUAUAUAAGUGUAGAAGAGCACAAAUCAAUCACAGACAGGUUGAACGCUGCUGUGGUUGAGGCACAGAAUAGAGCAAACCAAGUAUCAGCGAUGCAUAUGUUGGCCCAGGAGGAAACAGGAAAGCUUACUCAAGAAUUGGAGGCCCAGAAGAAAGAACUCGAUACCAUACAGGAGGCCAUUCAGUCCAAGUUUAUCCCACUGACAGCGGUUGAGGAAAAGGAAAACUCUUACAGUACGCAGGUGAAGGAGUUAACGGUCAAACUGCUGGAAAUGGAAGAGAAAUAUAACAAAGAGAAAUCUGCCAGAGAGUGCAACAAACAAGAGGAAGAGAAACUAAAAGUUGAGAUCGAAUCUGUUCAACAUAGACUAGACACUGCUCUUGUUUCUAGUGAAAAGCAGAAGGAAGUUGAGGCAGAGUUCAAGGGCAAAUGUGAGGAAUUGACUCUGAAGUUGGUCAACCUGGAGCAGGAGCACAAAGAGAUAACCCUUCAGAAAACUGAAUUUCAAGACCAGAACACCCUCUGCAACACUCAGAUCCAAAAUCUCCAGGAGCGUCUGAAAUCGGAGUUGACUCGGAUAACAACAUAUGACACGGAGCUUCAAGCCCUUCGUGACGCCAUGCAGCAGGCUCAGGCUGAUUGCAAGAAAGCAAGAGAGUCUCAGCAGGAAGAGGCCCAGAGGGUUUGUGCCUUGCAGAAAGAACUGGAGGAACGCCGCGGGGAUCAGGCUUCUCUGCUGCAACAACAGGUCACGACCAAGGAUGCCCUGGAGGCUGAAGUCGCCAAACUCCGAAUGGCGCUUCGUGAAGAGGAGGAGAACAACACACAGAGGGCCGAGGAUGUCUCUGCUCUCCAAUCUGAGCUCCUUCGAGCCACCCAGGCUCUCGAGGAGCUUCGCUAUAAGGAAGACCAAAUGAACCAUCUGAAUAAAGAGAAGCAGCAGCUGGAGGAGGAGGCUGCCAACCUGAGCAACAAGCUAUUGAGCUUAGCAGAGGAGUGCAAAGAGGUCCAUCAGGAAGCAUCUCAAGCAAAGGAGGGUGAGAGCAAGGCCAAGACAGAGAUGGAGGCUGUCCAGGAGAAGGGACGCGCCAUUGAAAGAGAAAUUGGGGAGCUGAAAGAGCGAUACGACGAGUCACUCAGCACCAUCUGUGAUCUUCAGAGGAGGAUUCAGAUGUCCGCUCAGCAGACUGAAGCCAAAGACAAGAAGAUCACAGAGUUGCUGACAGACGUUGAGCGAUUGAAGCAGGCACUGAAUGGACUGUCCCAGCUGGCAUACACAAGCAACGCCCCCCAUAAGAGACAGACGCUGCACAUCGACACUCUUCAAGCACAGAUCAAGAGCCUACAGCAGCAGCUGGCUGAUGCUGAGAGGCAACACAGAGAGGUGGUUUCAAUUUAUCGAACUCAUCUUCUCAGUGCAGCACAGGGCCACAUGGAUGAGGAUGUCCAAGCUGCCUUACUACAGAUCAUCCGCAUGAGACAGGAGUUUGUGUGUUAAAGCUUCCUCCAACCAAAUAUGAUGCUACCUGCUGACUCAAAUUCACCAUUCUCAUAUCCUCUGCUGCAGAAAGUACCUGCUGUGGCCCCUGUGGGUGCCCAGUGUGUGUGUGUGUGUGUGUGUGUGUGUGUGUGUGUGUGUGUGUGUGUGUGUGUGUGUGUGUGUGUGUGUGUGUGUGUGUGUGUGUGUGUGUGUGUGUGUGUGUGUGUGUGUGUGUGUGUGUGUGUGUGUGUGUGUGUGUGUGUGUGUGUGUGUGUCUGUCAUUCAGGCAAUACUUCUCCAAAUAAGCCGUUGAAGCUGAAAUACAUUUCUGUGUGUUACGGCUACACUUCAGUUCCCAAAUAUCUAAACGUAUUUGUUGUGGCUGUAGGUGAAUAACUGUAGAUUUCAGAGACGAAUAUGUUAUUUGAACUUCAGUUGAAAAACAGGAAAUCCAAAUUCUGUUUACAUUAAAAUGCCGACAAAUUAAUUCAAAAUGUCCUGUAUCAAACUGUGAAAUCAUUUGGACUAAAUCAUCAACCUACAUGGAGGAUUUAUGUUUUUGCUUUCAGGUGUGUGAUGGUGCAAUUACACACAUUUCUGUCAAAUCUUAAAGAAUUAUAAUGCAAAUCUCUGCAUUGCUAUUAACCCAUUAUAUUCAGUAAUAUGGGAAACAUUUAAAAAUGUAGGUGCCCCCUCCUGUAUAGAUAACUCUCUCUUUAACACAAAGACCACUUUUCACAUUCCCACCUGACAGUCAGCUCUCAUACAGUAUGUUAGUGUCGUGAUGUUUGCUGAAAUUUGAAGAAUAGGUUCACUUUUUUUCAUUUUUAAGUCAACCUCAAUACAACACUCCCGAGUUAUUGGUUCUGUAUUUGUUCCUCCUGUUAAUACUGACCUUAAAGAGAUUGCUCUUUGUGUUUCCUCAGCCUGUGUUUAACUUCAGGAUGCAUUUUUGCAUAGGAGGAACGAUAACAGUGACCAAUGAGUCUUUCAAAGCACAUACAGCACAGACUUGAUUUGAUUUGAAAAAAAUGUGAACCUUUCCUUUAAACUUGGCAUGUUCAGGUUCAGCUGUAACACUUAAGCCACUCGCGUGAGAUGUUAGAGUCAGACUGUUCUCAUGUUGUUGCUUUGGGCACAGUUACCAUCUUUUUCUGGAGGUCCAAACUAGAGCAUGUGUUUUCAGAAUAAUCCAAAUACCAAAGACAGCAUCCAAAUCUAAAAACUACCUUCCAUUUAGGUAGAUGGUAGAUAGUAAUGUGUUACAUGUGGGAGAGCUUUCAGUUAUGUCACUCAUACGGUUACAGUAUGACGGUUACAUGAGACUGUCCAUGGUUUAUGCUGGAUUUGAGUCAGGGGGGUGUGGAGUAGAGAUCUCUUGCUGUGUCCUACAGUUUGCAGUGGGUCGUGGUCCUUUUGUUGAAACCAGAGUGUCCUCUAGUGGUGAGACUUGGCAGGCCAAGUUGAUGAAAUUGUAAUAAUCAGUGUGGCCCAGGGGUAGGCAGUUGUUGUUUUUGGUAGCUGCAUCGUCUGCAUGCCGGUAUUAAACACUAAGAAAAUAUAAUAGAAAUCUCAGACAGUUGAGAGAAUCUGAAAUAAGGUUUUAAACUAAACUAACUUUUAACUAUUAAUAUCUGCUGCUUUGCUUUACUUUACAUUAAAACCAAAACAUUUUAAAGACAGCAGAAGUCUCAGCCUAGAGCUCGACUUUAUCUCAAUCCUAAUAUUUGCAGCAGUGCACUUUGCAGCUCUCUUAGAAAAAAAGGGUUGCGUACCCCUGAGCCGGCUCUUUGUGACUCUUCAUGGUGUAGUGUAGUGGUGUUGUGAUUGUUGAGCAAGUCUCUCGUGCCUUUACACUGACAUAUUUUUCAUAGCUUUGUACUACUUUGAUUACUGUACUACAGUGUGACAAUUCUGAUAUUCAGCAGGUCUGGAAGUAGAACGGCACAAAACACAAGUUCAGGGUAACAUUUACUAUAGGAUGCCAUUUACGAAUAGAAUAGAUCCCUUUUUAAAUUAUGUUGAUAGGCACCCCUUAAAAGUUAUUUGAAGCACUCCUGUCAACUUCAAACAAAUUUCUUGCUCUCUGUUUUUAUACUUUGGCCAAAUACUCUGUUUACAACAGUUACUUUAGAAAACCAAACCUACUGAAUUUUGUUAUGUAGACAUUUGGAUUAACUCUGAUCUUUCUUUUGGAUAUUUCUUCUACUGUUAACAUUAACUACUAAUUAAAUGCAGUUAAAUAUCUAAAUAAAUCUGUUUAAAUUGGUUGUAUUCGUUGGCAUAGUAUUUGUGUUUGUGAAUCAGUAAAAUAAAACCAAUAAAAGUGCCUAACA